This is a messenger RNA of Carlito syrichta (Philippine tarsier), 1033 nucleotides long. RefSeq names its product thymic stromal lymphopoietin (gene TSLP). Bases 1 to 876 code for a protein of 291 amino acids. Gene Ontology annotation, molecular function: cytokine activity. Lineage: Eukaryota; Metazoa; Chordata; Mammalia; Primates; Tarsiidae. The record is from RefSeq and is a predicted model, not a curated record. The transcript is spliced from 6 exons.
AUGCAAGAGGGAGGGGGAAGGAGACAGAGGGGAGCUGGGCGUCGAGAGAGCCGGGCUACGUGGGCCAAGCUCGGGCGGCGCUGGGUUCAACCCAGCAUCCUGAUCCGUGUCGGCCUUCCCUCCCUGUCACCCUCUGUUGGCACCGCUGGAGAGCUCAGACCGCAGCUAGUAAGCACACAGUAUUUCAGUACCAAGGAGGAGGAAACACACCGCUGGGAAGUGGUCAAAGGAAGCGCUCAAAGGUGUUCAGGAUGCGCCGGCAGCCGGUACCAAGUCCUUAGAGGCGCUGCUGGUUUCAGAAAGUGUUUUUCCCAAGGAGAAAGUGUUGGUCAUGGAAACUACCCCAUAGGAGAAAGAUGCUGUUAUCUAUUUCUUAAAGCACAUUGGAACAUCAAGGGUUUAGGGCAAAGAAAAAAGGAGGAAGUUUUUUCCAGGAAAAUCGUCAUCUUGCAACUGGUAGGGCUGGUGCUAACUUAUGACUUCACUAACUGUGACUUUAAGAAGAUUACACAGGACUAUACAUUAAUUUAUAAUGACCUGAAUACAUAUAUGAAUGGGACCAAAAGUACCAAAUUCAACAGCACUGUUCCCUGCUACAACCAGUCACAUUGCCUCGCUGAAAUCGAGCGCCUAACCAUCUCUCCCACCCACCGCUGCGCGUCACUCGCCAAGGAAACGUUCGCCUUGAGAACUAAAGCGACCCUCACUGGCUAUUGCCCAGACUACCCAGGAAUCCAGAUAAAUAAUGCCCGAGUAAUGAAGAAGACCAGGAAAAGAGAAGUCACAACAAAUACAUGCCUGGAACAAGUUUCACAGUUACUAGGAUUGUGGCGUCGUCUCCUUCGAUUUCACGGAACCCGAAGUAAAUCAUCUUAACUACGGUCAUAUUUCACAGCAACAAAGUAACUCCACUUUAAGCAGAUGAAACAUUAACUGUGACAUUUAAAAGAACACAAUAGUUAUUUUUUUAAUUACAGAAGGGCUUUUUAACUUAUUUUUGUAAAUUGUUUAAUGUAAGCUUAUAAUGUGGGGG